Vigna unguiculata (cowpea) is the source of this 2546-nucleotide messenger RNA. RefSeq names its product pollen receptor-like kinase 1. Lineage: Eukaryota; Viridiplantae; Streptophyta; Magnoliopsida; Fabales; Fabaceae. Gene Ontology annotation, biological process: protein phosphorylation. Gene Ontology annotation, molecular function: ATP binding; protein binding; protein kinase activity. The record is from RefSeq and is a predicted model, not a curated record.
AACAGAAUAGGCCUCUCUGGAGGGCGUGCACGGCGCACCAUUCCCCGUGCGUGUGCCAACCCAGCCCCUUCACUAUGGCACUCCCUACUUCUUUGACUCCAUUCACAUUUCUCCUUUCAUCUUCAUUUUUAUCGCAUAUUCUCCUCAUCGUAGCUGUUUCCGACAAAGAAUUGCUCCUCGGAUUCAAAGACUCUAUCGAAAACAAAGAUGUAUUGUCUUCCUGGAAUGAAUCCGUCCCUCCAUGUUCUCCCAAACAAAACAACUGGCCUUACGUUCAGUGUUAUAAGGGACACGUCUGGGGGUUGACGCUCGAGAACAUGAGACUCAAAGGGGUCGUUGACGUUCAAACCCUCGUCAAACUACCCUAUCUCCGAACCUUAAGCCUCAAGAACAAUGAUUUUAACACUGAAUGGCCUUACAUCAACGGCAUGCAGGGUUUGAAGGCCCUUUUUCUUUCCAAUAACAAGUUCUUUGGGGAGGUUCCUGCUCAGGCUUUUCAGGACAUGAAAUGGUUAAAGAAAAUCCAUUUGUCCAACAACCGCUUCACCGGUCAUAUUCCAACUUCCCUCACAUCCAUGCGCAGGCUUAUGGAGUUGAAGCUCGACGGAAACCAAUUCUCCGGCUCCAUUCCCAAUUUCCUACGUCCAUUGAAAUCUUUUACUGUAUCUGAUAACAAAUUAGAGGGAGAAAUCCCAGAAGGCCUCCGUGACAUGCCAGCUUCAGCUUUCUCUGGUAAUGAAGGGCUAUGUGGAGCACCAUUAGAAUCAUGCCACUCCAAAAAGCAAUCACCUUUGAGUAUUAUUGUGACUGUGGUUCUUGUUGUUGUAGCUCUGCUUGUUAUUGGAGCAGUAGUAUUGCUAGUCCUUCGUCGGAGAAGAGAGCAGGUGCCAGACCCGGAUCCAGAUCCAGAUCCAGGUGUGCCUGAGGAAAAUCCACCAUCAAUGAUCCACAAGAAAGCACGAAGCAGGGAACCAUCAGAGGAAGGAAGUCACAGGUCCCGCGCCUCGAGCCGCGUCAGCAAAAGAGACAACCUGAUGUUAUCGUUUGUGAGGGAUAACCAAGAGCAGUUUGAUUUGCAUGAACUACUGAGAGCCUCAGCUCAGAUACUGGGUAGUGGUUGUUACAGCUCUUCCUACAAGGCUUCUUUGUUAGAUGGACCAGUGAUGGUGGUCAAGAGAUUCAAGCAAAUGAACAAUGUGGGAAGGGAAGAGUUUCAGGAGCACAUGCGACGGCUUGGACGCUUAAACCAUCCUAAUCUGCUUCCUCUCGUUGCCUACUACUACAGAAAGGAGGAGAAACUCUUCGUUACUAACUAUGUUCACAAUGGCAGCUUGGCUAUUCGCCUCCACGGAUACCAAGCUCUAGGGCAGCAAAGCCUGGAUUGGGAGAGUAGGUUGAAGAUAGUGAAAGGCAUAGCAGAAGGACUUCAAUAUCUUUACACGGAUAUGCCAAGUUUAAUUGCGGCGCAUGGACAUCUGAAGUCCUCCAACGUGCUUCUGAAUGAAUCUUUGGAGCCCCUUCUGAUGGACUAUGGGUUGGUACCAGUGAUAAACCAAGACCUUGCUCCUGAAAUAAUGGUGAUCUACAAAUCCCCAGAGUAUUUGCAGCAUGGUCGCAUUACAAAGAAGACUGAUGUGUGGAGUCUUGGGAUAAUCAUCUUGGAGAUUCUAACGGGAAAUCUUCCUGCUAACUUUCUACAAGGUACAGGAAGCGAGUUGAGUAUGGCAAACUGGGUCCAUUCGGUUGUGAGGGAAGAGUAUAGUGAGGUGUUUGAUAAGGAUAUGGAGGUAACAAAAAACAGUGAGGGAGAGAUGAUAAAGCUUUUGAAGAUUGCAUUGGCUUGUUGUGAAGGGGAUGUUGACAAGAGAUGGGACUUAAAAGAAGUUGUAGAUAGAAUUCAUCAAGUAAAGGAAACUGAUAACGAGGAUCACAAUUCCCGUUCUUCUUCUUCUAAUGCUAGUGAAGUUCAAGUCAAGCAGACUCAGUCAGGUGAAGUUAGUUUCUCCAUAGAUGGUUGAAUGAAGGGAAUGGAAUGCAUCCAUGGCAAGUCAUGUGAUGAGAUAGAUUUUGAAGUUGAUUCAACUCAUUUCUUCAGUAGUUUCAUUUAUUCCAACUUAUACCUUGAAGCUUCUAAUUUGAUGCUUGGUUCGUAUUAUCUUCUCAUUCUUUUCUAGAAGAGAGCAUGUACAUUAACUUAGGAAGGAAAAUAGAAUAGACUCAGCAUUCUUGUGCACAAGAAAUGUAUUGUCAUUGUCAUGAGGUCGGUAUAAAUGUUAUUGUAUAACUCAAAUGGAUGAUUAUUCAUUCAGAAGUUCUCAGAUGAUGAUAACUGAAUUAAGGACCCUUUGAGUUGAUCAACAAAAGAACACAGAAUAUAAAUGUAUAUAUAGCUAUAAGAAUGUAUAGACACCCUUAACUUUGUUCAUGAGAUUGAUCAUGAAUAUUUGGAAGUUGUGGAGGUCUGUGAUGGCACACUUCUUGCAACAGUUGGAAAAGGUGUAGAUUUUGCAAUCUCCUGGAUUGAGAAUGCUUCCCAGAUCAAGUUU